CAGUCCGUGACUUGCGAGUUAGGACGAGAGAAAAGAAAAAGAAACGAAGGGAAAAGAAAAUAAGAAAGAUACACACACAAGAACUGGAAAAGAAAAGAGCUACAGAUUUAGAGAAAAAAAAUGACUCUGGGUCUGAUCAAUGCGAACCCUGUGGUUCAUGCCAAGAAGGAAAGGAUCGCUCGCACUGAAGAUCUUCACUGCGAAGAUGCCGUGGAUCCACUCGAAAUUUAUGAUUUUGUGAGGGAUAUAAGAGAUCCAGAGCAUCCAUAUUCACUAGAACAGCUCAGUGUUCUGUCAGAGGAAUCGAUCACUGUUGAUGACAAACUCGGCCGUAUUCUGAUUACUUUUACUCCAACCAUUCAACAUUGCAGCAUGGCAACAGUUAUUGGUCUUUGCCUUAGAGUAAAGUUGCAAGAAUGUUUCCCUCCUCAUUAUAAGGUUGACAUUAAAGUUGCUCCUGGAUCUCAUGCUGAUGAAGAAUCAGUUAAUAAGCAAUUAAAUGAUAAAGAAAGAGUUGCUGCUGCCCUGGAGAAUCCCAAUCUGCGCCAGCUUGUGGAUGAAUGUCUUUACUCUAAUGAACUUUAACCUAGUACACUCGCUCCCCCUUUUAGCAGCUGUAUAUGGAAUUUAAGUUUAUGGUUGUAUGCUAUUAUAGUGUUGCAAUAUAAAUUUCAUCAAACUGAGUUUAAUUUAUCCUAUCUUUGUACAAGUGUAUGCUCGUUGAUGUAGAUGCUUUUAUGAUUUGCAAUCUCAAUUGGGUAGGAAAAUAUGGAUUUUGCA
Molecule: messenger RNA, 780 nt
Organism: Jatropha curcas
Lineage: Eukaryota; Viridiplantae; Streptophyta; Magnoliopsida; Malpighiales; Euphorbiaceae
Product: MIP18 family protein (DUF59)
Source: RefSeq, a predicted model, not a curated record